Messenger RNA from Rhododendron vialii, 4782 nucleotides. Its product is annotated as pentatricopeptide repeat-containing protein At4g21300. The transcript has 2 exons. The record is from RefSeq and is a predicted model, not a curated record. Bases 233 to 2797 code for a protein of 854 amino acids. NCBI's taxonomy places the organism in Eukaryota, Viridiplantae, Streptophyta, Magnoliopsida, Ericales, Ericaceae. Gene Ontology annotation, molecular function: RNA binding; protein binding. Gene Ontology annotation, biological process: RNA modification.
CUCUCCCAAACAUCGUCGUAUCCUUCUCUCUCUCAUCGCAAACCCACCGUUUUCAGAGGAUGACUAGCAGAAAGUGUUUCUUUCCUCUUUGAUCACCGUUGAUACUAGGGUUUGGAUUUCGUUCCUUGCUCGAUUGGCUAGAGCUAGCUCUUCAUUCUUUUACCUCAGGUACUCUUGUAACAAGAAAACAGAAUCCAAUGUAAAUGCACAAAGAUGCAUUCUUGGAUUCAAAAUGUACUAUCACAAGCAUAUAUACCCAACCUUGAGAAAAUAUACAAGCAUUGCUCUAUUGGGUUCCAACCCUACUUAUGCAAAUACCCAAAUCCCAUCAAAACCAUUUGGAUUCUUCCCAAGUACUGAGGAGUCUUUGGCAAGCAAACUUGCAUUCAUAUUGCAAGCUUGUCCGGACCACUCUGUGCUUAAACAAGGCCAGCAAGUUCAUACCCAAAUCAUAUUAAAUGGAAUUCGUAACAUGGGUCUGCUGGGUACGAGGGUUUUGGGUGUUUAUGUCCUUUGUUCUAGCUUCAAAGACGCCAAGAAGUUGUUUUAUCAGCUUGAUUUGUCCUAUGCUUCGCCUUGGAAUUGGAUGAUCAGAGGGUUUACUAUCCUGGGGUUGUAUGAUUUUGCAUUGUUGUUUUACUUCAAGAUGUUGGGUUUUGGAACUUGUCCUGAUAAGUAUACUUUCCCUUAUGUCAUAAAAGCUUGUGGUGGUUUGAAUUCGGUACAAUUGGGGAAAUCGAUUCAUGAGACGAUACGGUUGAUGGGUUAUGAGAUGGACGUGUUUGUGGGGAGUUCUUUGAUCAAAUUUUAUGCUGAUAAUGGGUGUAUCGGCGACGCUCAUUGCUUGUUCGAUAAAAUGCCUGUUAGAGAUGGUGUUUUGUGGAAUGUGAUGCUUUAUGGUUACGUGAAAUGCGGAUAUUUGGAUGAUGUUAUUGGGUUGUUUAGGGAAAUGAGAAACACUGAAAUUCAGCCUAAUUCGGUAACUUACACCUCCAUUUUAUCUAUCUGUACCUCAGAAGGAAUGAUUAAAUUCGGUACUCAGCUUCAUGGGCUUAUCGUUAGAAGUGGAUUGGAGAUGAACUCUCCAGUGGCCAACACAUUGCUCGCAAUGUAUGCGAAAUGUCGUUGCUUAUCUGAAGCUCGUGCUUUGUUUGAUGCUAUACCACAAACUGAUUUGGUGAGUUGGAAUGGAAUGAUUGGAGGUUAUGUGCAAAACGGGUUUAUGUUUGAGGCUUCAGAUUUGUUUCAGAAAAUGAUAUCCGCUGGUGUCAAACCAGACUCGAUAACUUUUGCAAGCAUUCUUCCUUCGAUUUCUGAAUCUGCAAACUUAGAACUAGCCAAGGAAAUCCACUGCUAUGUUAUAAGACAGGGUGUGCCCUUGGAUAUGUUUUUGAAGAGUGCACUUAUUGAUGUGUACUUUAAGUGCAAGGAUGUGGAGAUGGCACACAAUCUUUUCAAUGGAAAUGCUGAAAUAGAUAUAGUCAUUUUCACAGCUAUGAUUUCAGGGCAUGUGCUUAAUGGGAUAAACUUCAGUGCCUUGGAAGUUUUCCGGAGGUUGCUACUUGAGCGAAUGAUGCCAAAUGCAGUAACCUUGGCGAGUGUUUUACCUGCUUGUGCUGGUUUGGCUGCUUUAACACUAGGUAAGGAAGUACAUGGUUAUAUCCUGAAAAAAGGGCUUGAGGGAAGCUGUUUUUUGGGUAGUGCAAUUUCAGAUAUGUAUUCAAAGUGUGGAAGAUUGGACCUUGCUCAUCAAAUUUUCACAAGAAUGUCCGAAAAGGACUCUGUUUGUUGGAAUUCAAUGAUAACAAGCUGUUCCCAGAAUGGCAAACCAGAGGAGGCCAUUCAACUUUUCCGGCAAAUGGGCAAGGAAGGAGCCAAAUACGAUUGCGUAAGCAUAUCAGCUGCUCUUUCCUCUUGUGCGAAUUUACCGGCACUUCACUAUGGGAAAGAGAUUCACUGCUUCAUGAUGAGAGGUUCAUUGACCUCUGAUUUUUUUGCCGAAAGUGCACUGAUAGACAUGUAUGCCAAAUGUGGAAACUUGAAUUUAGCACGCCGUGUUUUUGAUAUUAUGCAAGGGAAAAAUGAAGUGUCGUGGAAUAGUAUCAUUGCUGCUUAUGGGAAUCAUGGUCAUCUUGAGGAAUCUCUUGACCUAUUCCGUGAAAUGAUAAAAGAAGGAUUUCAGCCCGACCAUGUCACAUUUCUUGCCAUUAUAUCAGCUUGUGGCCAUUCAGGGAAAGUUGAAGGAGGAAAGUUCUACUUCCAAUGCAUGACUCAGGAGUACGGGAUUAUGGCGCGAAUGGAGCAUUAUUCAUGUAUGGUUGAUUUGUUCGCACGAGCCGGUCGGUUAAACGAAGCAUUUGACAUCAUAGAAAGCAUGCCAUUUGAUCCUGAUGCAGGUGUUUGGGGAACAUUGCUUGGAGCUUGUAGGGUUCAUGGCGACGUUGAGCUCGCCGAGCUGGCUUCCAAACACCUUUUCGAGAUGGACCCACAAAAUUCCGGUUACUACGUGUUACUAUCGAAUUUACAAGCUGAUGCUGGGAAAUGGGAUGGUGUGGUUAAAACAAGAAGCAUGAUGAAACAAAGAGGAGUGAUAAAGGUACCGGGGUAUAGUUGGGUUGAGGUGAACAAUGCCACCCACAUGUUUGUUGCUGCGGACGCAAGUCAUCCGCAGUCUUCUGAGAUCUAUCUCUUGUUGAAGAAUCUUCUUCUGGAGCUGAGAAGAGAGGGAUACGUUCCUCGACUUAACGUCCAAUUGCACCCACGAACAGCUCCAUCGCCAUCAAAGAUAAUUGUGUAGAUAUAUCAACACUUUUUUAUCUUUCUUAGUUUUCCUCACAUUAGCAACGUCUUCUGUGGGAGGUGAUUGACACACACUCAUAAAAAGCAAGUAAUGAAAAAUGAAUAAUACUACUGAAAAUCGAGGCUUCACCAUGCGUCUUUCGACCUGUUUCUGCCCUUGUCGUUUAGAACUAUCAUCUCCAUUCUAUGUUUCCAAACCUUGUGGUAACAGAAAACUGAUGUGAAAGACCACAAACCCACACUGCGUACGAAGAGCUGCGGUAUGUUCGGACCCUCGGGCAAAGAGCGAGCAGUUCAGUCCCUGCCAAAUCUUCCUCAGAAAUUUCCAAGGAUUUCACGUAACUUGGAAUGAUUUUGCGUCCGUCACUUUUACUUUUAUUAUGUGUUAAAUUAAAGAUGUGUAAACCAUACUUUUUGUGGAAUUAAUUUGGCCAAACCAUGGAAAAUCUAGUCUUGUUUAUUUAGCUACACCAAUUAAUAUUACUUUUCCUUGCUUUACUUCUUUUGCAUAACAUUCUUUUCUUCCCUUCAUCACCAAGACAUCACAAAUUCCUUUGCUUCUCUCUCUCUCUCUCUCUCUCUCUCUCUCUUAUAUUCUUCAAAUACCUAAAAAUCUAUCCCACGCCAAAGCAGAAAGCAUCUCUGCUUUGAGUUAUAGCAAUGGGUGCUAAUUCUCUUCAUGUCGCAGCGCCUGCCGUUGCUGCUGCAAUUGGGAUAUAUUUCUUCGAGAAAACUCAUUCCAAUACCAAGGAACUACCGGGUGGCAUGCGGAAAUCAAUGGCGAAUAUGUUGGCCAAAUUGAGGGAAGAGGUGAAGAGCAAUCGAGCGCCAAAGUUGGCACCGCAGUUUGAUGGGUUACACUGUUUCGAAACCUUGGUGGAUUAGUCAUUGAUCUCUCCCCUGCAGCAGGAUUAAUGGCUGACCAAAUCCUUCUACCCGAAGAAAUCAAGAUUAACAGUUAUUCUUUUUCUUUUUUGAACAGCAGAACAUUACAUCCAAGUAUUCAUUACGCAUUGCCCUCUUGCAAAUACCAGACUUGUCAUGUUUUAUCGAAAGAGAAAUAAGUUGGCAUUUUCUUGAACUACUUUUGUGUUCUGAUUUGGUAGGUUUCGUUACGCUGGAAACAUAAUAAUUUUACUUGCUGCGUAUCAACUGCAGAAAUUCAUCCAAACCAUAACAAAAUAACUUGACUGACGAAAGUAAACAUUUGAGAUCACUCAAAUCAAGGCAAGAGGGAAAAGGGUCACCAGUAGUAAUAUCUUCAGGUUCUCUCAGAUGGAAGGAUAUCAAUAGUGGGAAACUGGGGAUGCUAGCUCAACUCAAAUAGCAGCAGACAGUGAAAUAGCUAUCCAGAAUGAUUCCAGUGGAACUUAGGUUGGGUUUCCCCUAUUGUUUAAACGGGCUAAAGCACAUAAAAAUACGGAUUUCAAGACAAGUUAUUAUGCUCACAUACAUCAACUAAAAGUUCAUUUAGCGAAAAACAACUUGUCUAAAGUCCUUAAGCUACAAACAGACUUUUUAGGGGAAACCUAGCCUAAGUGAAAAUGAAGAGAAAAAAAUAGUAGUAGCUGAAGGAAAACCUAAACAGAACAAGUUAGUGUAAUUACCUAAACAAAAAGAUUCUGCCACCAAUGAAUACAACAAUAUGUUCUCUUUCACGUAGCUACUGAGGCGUCGUGUUCAUAGAAAAGUACUGUAGAGAGAAAUAAAAACCCUCAUCAUGUGUGAGAAGGUGAGCGACACGAGCUCGUAACAAUCACAUAUGGAAAAAGUAACAAAGAACAACUGAGUUCUAAAAAAUGAGACUUCAGUUACAUCUUCUGUAUCAGCCCCUCUUGCAGAACUAUAAUCCCCGUCCAAUGUUUCCAAACCUUCUGGCAACACCAAAUAUAACUGCCUUAGUCAAGAGGCCACGAUCAAGAGUACAAGCAAGGACGACAGCCCCACCAAAAACUAUGAGCUUGGGGAUGUUCAGACCCCCAG